UCGAUAAUGAGUACAGAUUGCGACCAUUCUUCUAUGUCGGAGAACAUUACACUAUUGCAGAGAACCCUUCUGAUAUGCGUUUAUCUUCUUCUUAGUCCCGAAUCUGGGGAUAUAUGGAGGCACCUAGGCUUUGCCAUCCGACAUUUCCUUGAUUUGUCUCAUGGCAGGUUGAGGGAGGAAGAUGAAUUAUAUCAGGUCUUUUGCAAAUUGAGCCGAACAAUUUACUGCUUAGAAAGCCAAGUAUCGAUUGCGUUUGGACGCCCAAGUCUGAUGAUUAUUGGCGAUGAACUUCGGCAGGUGAGUAAUACGAGCUACACUGGAAAACUUGACUGAUUGUACUGGCUUCAGGAGCUCACAAGGCCAGAAAUGGAAUGUCCAGAAGAUCAAAUAUCCAUUUCCUCAUAUUUGAUCUCAUUUCACAAAUUGCAGAUUCACAAUGCACUCCUUCGGUGCACCUCGAACUGUGCCCCCGCGGAUUGCCAAGAGUACCGACGCGCACUCGAUGAAUGGUUUGUUCGUUGGCGGGAACUUGUAGCUUCGAUGCCGGGUGAUGGAGCUCAGCAUAUGCUGUUGUCGUGGGGGCAAUUCAACUAUCAACAUGGAGUCUUCUUGGUUUCGUUGCUUGGUCCUACCCCUGGAGGGAAGAUUUCCAGGCUAUUGGAUGGCAUGACGACAGCAGCUUUGCAAUUGACACGACAUCAACAACUUUUUGGGCGGCUUUAUUCGCAUAAUGAGAAUCAAAAGUUGCUCAUGAUAUUUCCGCUGACCUGGGCAGAUAGUCAUUUUGUCCUCCAACUCGCACUCUGUUCUCUGAACGAGGAAAUCGUAACAACUGAUGAGGAUGAAGAGCAGGCGCUGGCGCUAAGACGAUACUUGUCGUUACUGCUUCGACUGGAAAGUGACCCAGAAAACCUGCUAGCUGGGCAAAGUCUGGUGUUUGAAGAACUAUACAAGAGCAACCGCUUCUAAACUCAUGGAGCAACCGACAUUUGAUAAGGCACAAGUGUAAAGAUAAGAAAUAGUAAUGUAUUAAAACAACCCAGUUUUUACGGAAUGGUAUACUAUAACAACAAUAGUUU
Molecule: messenger RNA, 1079 nt
Organism: Truncatella angustata
Lineage: Eukaryota; Fungi; Ascomycota; Sordariomycetes; Amphisphaeriales; Sporocadaceae
Exons: 2
Coding region: 367-969 (200 amino acids)
Source: RefSeq, a predicted model, not a curated record